Molecule: messenger RNA, 1662 nt
Organism: Pyrgilauda ruficollis (rufous-necked snowfinch)
Lineage: Eukaryota; Metazoa; Chordata; Aves; Passeriformes; Passeridae
Product: forkhead box protein J1-like
Exons: 5
Coding region: 1-1662 (553 amino acids)
Biological process (GO): regulation of DNA-templated transcription
Molecular function (GO): sequence-specific DNA binding; DNA-binding transcription factor activity
Source: RefSeq, a predicted model, not a curated record
AUGCCCGUUCCCGGGAGCCGCCCGCGAGCCCCCCGCCCCAAACGGUGGCGUCCCCCGCGCGCCGGGGGUUCCGCAGCGCUCCCGCCGCCGCCGCCGGGCCAGCGGCCGCUGCUGCCCUCCGGCCGCCGCCUCUCCCUCCCCGUCUCUCUCCGCUGGCCCAAAAGCCACGCCGGCAGCCCGGCUUUGCAGCCCGGCACCGGAACCAGCGCAGCAUCCCCGGCCCGGCGCUCCCGCAGGCUGAGGCUGCCCCAGCUCGGAGGGACGCUGGGCUUGGUGUCGCUCCCUGACACGGGUGGACACUCCCAGCUCCGAGCCAUGGUGUGCUCCAGCCCCGUGCUCAGAGCUCAGGGACAGCCGAGCUCCAGCCAGGAGGAGCAGCGCGGUGCCCAGCCCGACCUGCUGUGGCUGGCCGACCUCACGGGCGCCCACAUCGGCCUGGCCCCCAUCUCCCAGGACCCCGAGGACCGCUGCAGCAUCUGGGAGAACCUGGUGAGCCUGGUGGAUUUCCAGUGCCCGGGUUUUCCCCUGACCUCCGAGGAGCUCUGCCACUACAUCGACAUCCCCCGCUCGCCGGUGGCCGUGACCCUGCCCGGGGCUGUGACCCCGCCCGGGCCCCCCGCGCCCCCGGGGGACAUCGACUACAGGACCAACGCGCACGUGAAGCCGCCCUACUCCUACGCCACCCUGAUCUGCAUGGCCAUGGAAGCCAGCCAGCAGCCCAAGCUCACCCUGGCAGCCAUCUGCAAGUGGAUCAGCGACAACUUCUGCUACUUCCGCCGUGCCCACCCCAGCUGGCAGAGCUCCAUCCGGCACAACCUGUGCAUCAACAAGCGCUUUGUCAAGGUGCCCCGGGAGAAGGGGGAGCCGGGCAGAGGAGCCUUCUGGAAGCUUCACCCCCAGUACGCCGAGUGGCUCAAGAGCAGCACCCUCAAAGGGCACAGAGUCCAAGACAGCCUGACCAUGCUGAGGCUUCCCAGCUUCUCUGGGCAAAGAGGAUUGUUCAGAAAACACCACGGUGACCCAGCUCUGUUCCACAGGCCCCUUCCAGAGCCCAGGAGAGCCCAGCAGGGAGCACAGCGCGUCCCCAGCCCCGCUGGCGCUGUCACCGUCGCCGGCGGCUCCCGCGGCGACCUCGAGGUGGGCGCGGAGCUGCAGCGGCUGCUGCGGGAGUUCGAGGAGUUCGAGAGCAGCCACAGGUGGAGCCCUGAGGAGAACCCAGCGGGCCAGCAGAGCGAGCCCGAGGCCUCUUGGCUGCCAGGCUGUGCCCCGGCGAGCCAGGAGGAGCCGGGCGAGCUGACGGAGCUGAAGGGCAGCAUGGAGUGGGAAGCGCUGCUCGACGCCCCCGCCGAGCUGGGGGAUUUCUCCGCUCUGGGGCAGCUCCCACCUUCCAGCCAGCCUGGAACCUUCCCCCUGCACCCCACCAGGGCAGCGGGGCAGCAGCUGGGCUGGCCUCAAAUGCUGCCCGAGCCCAGCCCUACCAAAGCGGGCUCGGAUGAAACCCUGAUGGCCACGGCUUUCCUGGAGGCUGCGUGGCACGAGGAGAUGAGAGGGAACCUCUACAGCGGCAUCCCCGCCGAGCAGGGGGCUGCAAACUUCCAGGCCUCUUUGCCCGGCAGGGAGGUCAUGGAUUGGGACUCUCUGGCCCCUUUAAGGCUCUAUUAG